Symbiodinium sp. CCMP2456 is the source of this 300-nucleotide messenger RNA. The record is from the annotation of a GenBank genome assembly. Lineage: Eukaryota; Dinophyceae; Suessiales; Symbiodiniaceae.
AUGAGCGAACAGGAGCAAGAUCCCAUCCUCGGAAGCAUCCCUGGGAUGAAGGUAGACGAAGAGGCCAUCGCGCUGGUUCCGUUGGGGUCUGCCUUCCGCGAUGGCGUGCUGUGCAGCAGUGCACCUAACGCUUUCAUCGAGAAACUCCUGGAACCCAUGAGCUGCCAGGCGGAGUUUCUCGUGCAUGUUUCUGCGCUGUGCGCAGAUGGUCGUCUCGCGCCAGAACAGAGCCGGCCAGCUCAGGCAAUUGCCUGUGUCGCCAACGAGAGCGUGCUUGAAGGACAAAUGCAACCCAGAUGA